AUCCCUAAUUGUAAGAUAAUUGCUUACGAUUAACAACUUGUUCACCUUCAUUCAACUGUUCUUACUUUGAUCAUUAGUGAAUAUUAAUUGCUAUUUUGUGUAUUCCCGUCAAUUUUUUCAUUCAAUCUUGUAACAAUGCCUACUUUAGAAGUACAAACCAAUGUUGACGCAUCUAAAUUAACUCCAGAAUUAGCUGGUAAAGCAGCUCAGGUAGUUGCUGAUGCUCUGGGAAAGCCAAAAUCGUAUGUGAUUGUCUCCUUUAAAUCUGCUGUCAUGUCUAUGGGAGGUGAAUCAGGGCCAACCGCCAUUGCUCAUCUUGGUUCAAUUGGUAAAAUUGAUCGUGAAAUGAACAAAAAAACUUCAAAAGCUUUAUCAGCUUUUCUGGUCAAAGAAUUGGGUCUUCCAGAGGAUAAAUUUUAUAUCAUGUUUCAUAAUCUCAACAAAGAAAAUGUUGGAUGGAAAGGAACCACAUUUGAUGAUUUCUUGUAAAAAUAAUCAAUGCCGAUACUGAUUCCAAUAAAUCCAUCCAUAUAAAAUUCAAAAAAUCGGAGAACCAAGUUUAUUCUUAAUCAACUUUAGCAACAACCAUUCAAAUGACCAUUACCUAAGCUUUAAAGAUUUAUGGAAAACUGGAAAUACAAAGUGAUUGAACUCCUCAUACAAUCGUAACCCGGGUAUUGCAAUGUCUGUAAUUUGAUUUAAAAUAAAGGACAAAUUCACAGAAAACAUAA
Molecule: messenger RNA, 731 nt
Organism: Tetranychus urticae (two-spotted spider mite)
Lineage: Eukaryota; Metazoa; Arthropoda; Arachnida; Trombidiformes; Tetranychidae
Product: macrophage migration inhibitory factor
Molecular function (GO): phenylpyruvate tautomerase activity
Source: RefSeq, a predicted model, not a curated record